Linum trigynum is the source of this 3422-nucleotide messenger RNA. The record is from the annotation of a GenBank genome assembly. NCBI's taxonomy places the organism in Eukaryota, Viridiplantae, Streptophyta, Magnoliopsida, Malpighiales, Linaceae.
CAACAGAAACAGGACAUGAGUCAUGAGGUGUGCUGAUUGCAAAGAAGAAGAUGGGGAGCUGGGGGGCCCAUCAUACAAAUGAAAUGAGCAGGAGAAGAAGACACUGCAGGCGGCCAAUUAAUCCCUAAACACCAAACCAUCACACGAAUACUCAAAACAAUAACAUUUUCGCUUCAAUCAGGAGGAGGGAGCAAUUUACUAUUCAAGCGUCAGUCGAGCCAGUAGCGUUUGGCUGAUUAUGCCCCGCUCGAAUCUAAACCCUAAAAACACCACCUGGAAAACGAUGGCUUCCUUCUCGUUUAAUCUGAACCCCCCUUCAGCCUCAUAUAUCGCCCUCCGCAUCUUCCUCGCUCUCCUGCUACAGCUCGCCUCCCCGCUUUCUCAAUUCGACAAAAUUCCAGCCGGGUUUUGGCUUAAUUCUCCUGUGGGUUGCUGGGUCUCAAUUGGUCGAAUGUAAGUCUGCUGUUCACUGCGGUCUUUCUCAUUUCAUUUCUCCGUUCCUUUCCCCUUUUCGAGUGGGGGCUAAUUUUCUGAUUGGUUGUUUGGCUGUAGUCCUAGUCGGGAAAAAGAAAGUUCCAAAAUAGUUAAAUGAUGAAGAGGUACAGGAAUGGAGAAAUCUGGGACUUCGAGCUCGAAAAUCGGUUCGCCAGUAACCCUCCGGUGAUCUUAGGAUUGGAUGGCGGCACUACUUCCACCGUCUGUGUCUGCAUCCCCAUUCUGCCAUUCUCCGCCCCGCUACCGGACCCUCUUCCCUUUCUCGCCCGCGCCGUCGCCGGCUGCUCCAACCACAAUAGUGUUGGCGAACUUGCUGCAAGAGAGACCUUGGAGCAGGUUAUGGCAGACGCACUCUUGAAGUCCGGUUCCACUAGAUCUGCAGUUCGAGCAGUUUGUCUAGCUGUUUCAGGUGUUAACCAUCAAACGGAUGAGCGAAGAAUUUUGAAGUGGCUUAGGGACAUCUUCCCUCGUCGUGUUGAGCUAUUUGUUCAGAAUGAUGCUGUGGCAGCAUUAGCUAGUGGAACAAUGGGAAAGCUUCAUGGUUGUGUUUUAAUUGCCGGUACAGGGACGAUAGCAUAUGGGUUCACAGAAGAUGGAAGAGAAGCUCGGGCUGCAGGAGCUGGUCCUGUCUUGGGCGAUUGGGGAAGUGGAUACGGAAUUGCUGCACAGGCAUUAACAGCAGUAAUAAGGGCCUAUGAUGGUCGGGGUGGUCAAACAAUCCUCACAUCAAGUAUAUUACAGUUUCUAGGGCUUUCUUCUCCAGAUGAACUUAUUGGGUGGACAUAUUCAGAUUCAUCUUGGGCUCGCAUUGCAAAUCUUGUCCCAGUAGUCGUGUCUUGUGCCGAGUCAGGUGAUGAAGUUGCAAAUCAAAUACUGCAAGAUUCAGUUGAAGAAUUAGCUUUAAGUGUGAAAGCUGUUGUCCAUAAACUUGGGUUGUGUGGCGAAGAUGGAAAUGCUCCUUUUCCCCUUGUCAUGGUCGGUGGUGUUCUCGAAGCAAACAAGAGUUGGGAUAUAGGGAAAGAGGUUGUGAACUGCAUCUCUCGAGACUACCCGGGGGCUCUUCCAAUUGUACCGAAGGUAGAGCCGGCCGUGGGUGCAGCACUAUUAGCUUGGAAUUUCUUGAUGAAAGAGUCGCAAUGAAAUGGUGGCAACAAAUCCGCCAUUGCCAAAAUAGUGACCAUCGGUGCGAAGCUUAUAUAAAAUAAUGGCAUGCCUGUUGUAUAUUUGGGAGAAGAAAAGUGUAUGUGAAGUGAAUGGGGGAAGAGUAUGAUUCUGUAUUGCGGGUGGGGGGUAAUCGAGUUGCGAUGUUGAGCUCAGAAAAUUUGCAGCGAAUUUUUUACUGGUACUUUUGGUAUUGGUUGACAAGUGGAACUGUCUAUGAUUAGGAUGUGACAAAAAAAAAAAAAAAAUGCAUUACCAUUUCUUGUCGUCCUCUUUGUCGUAUUAUGUUUUGCUUUCUGGUUGUCCUCUUUCUUUUUCCUUUUAAGAAAUGUAUCUUGUUUUUCCUUUUAAAAAAGUUCUAUAUAUGUAUCUUCUUACCAGCCAUUUGUAUGGGAAGCGAUUAGAAACAAAAACGAAAAAGGCCAAUUCGGAUUGGACAAGAGUUCAUGUUUGUUCCAUGCCACGAAUGAGAAAUUUUACAAUGCUAUAUAGUAUUGGUGCUAUAGGGUUUUGCCUUUAUGGUACAACUUAAAAUUGUACAUUUACGUUAUGGUACAAUUUCAGAUUGUACAUAUACUUUUUGUACAAAUUCUUUUAUGGUACAACUUGAACUUGUACUUUUAUGUGAUGGUACAACUUCAAGUUGUAAAGCUGUACCAUAACAUAAUGAUACAAAUUGCUUUAUCGUACAACCUAAACUUAUACAUUUAAUGUUAUGGUACAACUUUAAAUUGUACAUUAAAUCACCAAUACUAUAUAGCAUAGUAGAAGUUCUCUGCCACGAAUAGGGGUGUGCAACUACGAUAACAUAUUUUACAUAUUGGGAUGAAGAAUCAAAUUUGUCCAUACUAUAUUGGUAUAGUUUGUAAGAACGCGAGUGAUCCCCAUAGGAAUUACUGGAAAAAGAUCUUUUAGAUCUCUUUCCUUUUUUCGAUAAAAAAAAUCAUUUUGUUUCUUUAAAAAAAAUUUGUAUCACAAGAAAUACAUCAUUUGAUUGAAGAAAACCCCAAACCUAUCAAAGAAAGAUUUAUCAACGCCCGCUCGACUAUGAGUUCCAACGUAAAAGGAACGAAAUCACUAGACGAACCUGACCAAACUUAUGACCCGACCAUCAUUGCAUCCGAUCCAUUUGGUCCAAGUUGGUCCGAUCCAAAUGUUAGCUCGGUCCAUCAUUUUUUCAAUAAUUAUAAAAUUCAUGGGGACCAAAGAACGUACCGCAUUAUUUGGAAUAUUACUCCUAGUUCUGCAGGAAUGUGGAUAUGGAAAAGGAUUUUGAAGUGCAGAAGUCUGGUUGCACAAUAUAUUAAAGGUGUGAUGUCGUCGAAUGUUCUGUGGCAAGGUGAACGGAUGGAUAGGUAUUCAGUUACUAAAGUGUGGCAAUCUAUUAGGCAGCUUAGUCCAAAGGUGCCUUGGACAACAAAACUAACAUGGGGAAAGGAAGUUAUACCUCAUCAUGGAUUCAUUGUUUGGUUAGCUAUGCAUGAUCGUUUGACAACUCAGGACAAGCUGAUACGUUGGGGAAGCCUGUUACAGGUUUAUGUUUGUUGUGCCAGGGUGGUGUGGAAUGUAAAGCUCACAUGCUGAUGCAUUGUUCAUAUAUAGGUUGUGUGUUGCAGAAGUGUUUGAAGGUGAAUGCUCCUCCUUAUUUUCAUACCUGGGAGGUGACUCACCACGAAUACAUGAGUCACUCCGAAUAUCACAAUUAAUUCCCGCAUAAUGUCCAAGCAUAAACCUUAGUCGGGUGGCAAUACAGGGGAAGUAUGUUU